Molecule: messenger RNA, 609 nt
Organism: Pollicipes pollicipes
Lineage: Eukaryota; Metazoa; Arthropoda; Thecostraca; Pollicipedomorpha; Pollicipedidae
Product: cuticlin 2-like
Exons: 1
Coding region: 1-609 (202 amino acids)
Source: RefSeq, a predicted model, not a curated record
AUGUCCGUCUCGCCGGGCGGCGGCGGUCGUCGGAGCGCGGCGCUCGAGGACUCUGUCUCGCCGAGCAGCGGCGGCCGUCAGAGCGCGGCGCUCGAGAUGUCCGUCUCGCCGGGCGGCGGCGGUCGUCAGAGCGCGGCGCUCGAGGGCUCCGUCUCGCCGAGCGGCGGCGGUCGUCAGAGCGCGGCGCUCGAGAUGUCCGUCUCGCCGGGCGGAGGCGAUCGUCAGAGCGCGGCGCUCGAGGACUCUGUCUCGCCGAGCAGCGGCGGCCGUCAGAGCGCGGCGCUCGAGGUGCCCGUCUCGCCGGGCGGCGGCGGUCGUCAGAACGCGGCGCUCGAGGGCUCCGUCUCGCCGAGCGGAGGCGAUCGUCAGAGCGCGGCGCUCGAGAUGUCCGUCUCGCCGGGCGGAGGCGAUCGUCAGAGCGCGGCGCUCGAGGACUCUGUCUCGCCGAGCGGCGGCGAUCGUCAGAGCGCGGCGCUCGAGGACUCUGUCUCGCCGAGCAGCGGCGGCCGUCAGAGCGCGGCGCUCGAGGACUCCGUCUCGCCGAGCGGCGGCGAUCGUCAGAGCGCGGCGCCUGGGGCGUCCGUCUCGCCCCACAUCAGUCGACGGUAG